Molecule: messenger RNA, 1447 nt
Organism: Tupaia belangeri chinensis (Chinese tree shrew)
Lineage: Eukaryota; Metazoa; Chordata; Mammalia; Scandentia; Tupaiidae
Gene: RPRM
Product: reprimo, TP53 dependent G2 arrest mediator homolog
Exons: 1
Coding region: 249-578 (109 amino acids)
Biological process (GO): regulation of mitotic cell cycle
Cellular component (GO): cytoplasm
Source: RefSeq, a predicted model, not a curated record
CCAGUCGAGCGAGCGCCGGGAACGAGCAGCGCCCGAGCAGAAGCGGCCCGCGCAGAUCAGCCAGACUGCGGCGCGCGUCGGAGGCUCCUGGGAAACUCUCACGGCUCCCGGACUUUCGAAAAGAGAGAGUGAAGGGCCCAGGCGCGCGAAGUCUGCAAGUGAGCGCUCAACCAGGCACCUGUUCCUCCCGCGCCACCGUCUUCCCACCCCUCGGACCCGCGCUCCGGAGACAACAGCCUGCUGCCGCGAUGAAUCCCACGCUAGGCAACCAGACCGACGUGGCGGGCCUGUUCCUGGCCAACAGCAGUGAGGCGCUGGAGCGCGCCGUGCGCUGCUGCACCCAGGCGUCCGUGGUGACCGACGACGGCUUCGCGGAGGGCGGCCCAGACGAGCGCAGCCUGUACAUUAUGCGCGUGGUGCAGAUCGCUGUCAUGUGCGUGCUGUCGCUCACGGUGGUCUUUGGCAUCUUCUUCCUCGGCUGCAACCUGCUCAUCAAGUCCGAGGGCAUGAUCAACUUCCUGGUGAAGGACCGGAGACCGUCUAAGGAGGUGGAGGCGGUGGUGGUGGGGCCCUACUGACCGGCCCUCUGGCCCGGGAGGCAGCAGCCCCCACGCCUCCCCACUUUGCCAGCCCCGCUGCGCCCCAUCUCCAUCUGAGACUGGGCAAAGCAAACCUGUCGGAGUCAAUUAAUUCUCUCGACUUCUGCCUUUCGGGAUGAAGCGACCAGUUUCUCGCUCGCCCUCUGGAAGUCCCCGUGCUUGGCUGUAGGAGGAGGGAGCCUGACUUGGUACUCAGCAAGCAGCAGGUGGCAAAGAAAGGGUGAUGGGGCGCAGAACUUUGGAAGCUGCCUUUUGUGGAUGCCGGGAGACCGAAGGCGCGAAGGCCCUUCUCCACCCGCAGGUGGGCCAAGCGCUGGGGGCAGGUGGAGAGGGCGGGCAGGGAUGCACCUAGGGGCACCCAUCGCCUGGUGACCGGAAAAGUAACCCGUUUAUACGCCAUGCAACAGACCUAAUGGGGACAUACAAAUACGUAUCGGGAUUCGCGCCCACUCCCUCCCACUCCCCUCAGCCUUGAUGGGGGAGAGGCUACAAAUAUCUUUGAUUGAUUGUAACGUGCCGUUUUAAGGGAUUUUGUGUUUGUUUGCUUGAAUAUAAGUAUUUGAUAAGUCCUUUUCUGUCCUAGUGACCUGUGUGCCUGCCUGGGGGUUAGAGUUUUGUCAUGGUUGGGAGAAAGGGUGGGGGGAGAGGGGCGCCUGCGAAUGUGAACGGGGUGAGUUGUUCUAGUGCAUUUCCUCUGGGUCUUUUUGUGGGGCUAGCACUCCAGCUGGCUCCUGGACAAACCCAGAAUAGAACUUGUAGCUUGUGACUGCACGGUUUACGCCACAAAAGUGCUCUUGACAUCCGUGAUACCAUUUUGACUUUUUUUUCUCUUAUUUAACAUUUCCUUA